UUUACUUAAUUCCUACCAAUUUGGGUGUAUUUUUUGUUGUGAAUUUGGGGCCAACUUUUUCUUCGUCAGCCCAAUUUUUGAGGCCAUUUCUCGCACUUCCAUCUCAAAUUAGGUUCCGGCUCGCCACCACCACUCCGCCACGGCCACCACCGCCACCCCCCGAUCGUCGGCCAACGGCUGCUUCAUACAAUCAUCAUAUUUUCAAGCAACGAAUAGGAAUUCACUAAUAUACCUAAGCCUCUUCUGCCACGGCCCACGACCCCCUCUCUUCUCGCUGUCGAUUUUUGUAAUUAUAUUUUGAACUCAAAAUCCCUCUCUUCAGAACUCUUCAUACUUAAUCAGAAGUUCAGAGAAGCAGUAGAUGUCGGCAAUACUGGUACCACAUUGAAUUUUCUUUUUUUCAUUCCCAGAUAUCGGCAAUACUGGUACCGCAUUGAAAUUACAUUCUUUCUUUGUUCAGUUUCUUAUUUGGAGAGUUAAGAAAUCAGACAAUUUAAAUGUUGAAAGGGAGGAAAACCGCUGGCAGGGGAGAGACUGUGGCCACGCACUAUGCUUUUGGCCCCCUUGAGGAUGACAUUAUAAUCAAGCAUAGGCUUCUGACCCGCACGACUACAACAAGAGGCGAACCACCCUUGAAGAAACUUCAGAAGAAGUUUACAGCCUUCGCUGUGGAGGUAGAAAAAGACGCUGAUAACUAUGGUGACUGUGAAAGACUUGCCAAAGCUUUCUUGCAGGAGCUGAACACUUUCGAAAUUCCGCUGCUCAAGAGUAAAGCGAUCAUUGAUGCGAAUGUUAGAGAGAAGGAGAACUUUAACGAGUUAAAAGAUGAGAUAAACCGACAGAUUUUGCUAGCACAUGAUGAUAUAGAAGAUUUGAAGAAACAGCUGGAGGAGAGCAAGAUUGAGAGGCAGCACAAAGAGGAGUGCGAAGCUAUUAGGAAGUUAAUUGCUAUGCAGCCACCAAGAUCAGCAACACAGAAAACCAUAACAGAACUUGAACAGGAGAUUGCAUCCCUAGAAUCAGAAAACACUGCUGGCUCAAGGACACUAGAACUCCGCAAAAAGCAAUUUUCGCUGCUUUUGCAUGUGGUGGAUGAAUUACAGAACACCAUUGAGGAAGAACAAAGGAGUUUAAUGGAGGAAAUGAGAACGGCAAUUGAUGAGCCUAGGACUGGAUUGGAUGAUGCUACUGGGGGACCUGAAGCUAUGGCUCUUGAUUAGAUGGUAAUUAGCAUCAUGCCCGGGGAAUCUAAACCUUUUCAUUUGGUACUCUAUUUGUUCAGGGAGGAAAUGGUGUUUGUUGUGAUUUAUAUGAAAUACGGCUUAGAUUUCUAGUUGUAGCAAUACUUCUAGCAGGAUUCAUCUUCUUCCUGCAAGUAUGCCAACUCAUGGUUGUGAGUUUGAUUCUUGCUAGGGAUGUAAGUGAUGAAAUGGCUUGGCUUUGGCCUCGAGCUUUCUUUAUUUUGUGAAUUGUGAUUCUCAAAAGGGAUCUUGAAGCUCCUGUCUUGAUUAACAUGGAAUCACAAGUUGUUGCACAA
Salvia miltiorrhiza (redroot sage) is the source of this 1537-nucleotide messenger RNA. Its product is annotated as THO complex subunit 7A-like. Lineage: Eukaryota; Viridiplantae; Streptophyta; Magnoliopsida; Lamiales; Lamiaceae. The coding region runs from base 498 to 1220 and encodes 240 amino acids. Gene Ontology annotation, biological process: mRNA export from nucleus; mRNA processing. The record is from RefSeq and is a predicted model, not a curated record. The transcript is spliced from 4 exons. Gene Ontology annotation, cellular component: THO complex part of transcription export complex.